This is a messenger RNA of Cladophialophora immunda, 1070 nucleotides long. RefSeq lists its product as uncharacterized. Gene Ontology annotation, cellular component: cytoplasm. Bases 33 to 1070 code for a protein of 345 amino acids. The transcript has 6 exons. Gene Ontology annotation, molecular function: 2-oxoglutarate-dependent dioxygenase activity. The record is from RefSeq and is a predicted model, not a curated record. NCBI's taxonomy places the organism in Eukaryota, Fungi, Ascomycota, Eurotiomycetes, Chaetothyriales, Herpotrichiellaceae.
GAAAGGGCAAGCGAUCAAAUCAACAAAAAACCAUGAGCGCCACACUUACCGGAAUCACGGAGCGGGUGUUCGCUUACCGGGCGCCUGAUCCUCAACUUGAAGUCUUUGAGCCUCCCAAAGAUCGCGCUUUUUUCGCAGACCCUGAGAAGAAGGCUCUGUUGGCCGCAGCCAAGCAGGUUCGACAUUUGACUCCGUACAUUGGUACCGAGUUGAUCGGGGUACAACUCAGUCAACUCAAUGAAGCACAAAAGGAUGAGCUUGCCUUGCUGGUGGCCGAGAGAGGCGUAGUGUUCUUCCGGAACCAGGAUAUCACGCUGGAACAACAGCACGAACUGACAAAGCAUUAUGGAAUUCAAGACCGAGAUCCAAAUCAGCAGGAUCCCCGUCACGUUACCAUCAUCGGCCGCGACAACGACAUCCGAGCGUAUGGCGAUUUUGCAGGCGAAUACCAUGCGGACCAUUCUCAUGAGGCCAACCCACCGGCAUAUACCAUGUUACGAAUGGUCAAAACUCCCGAGUUUGGUGGCGACACCAUCUUCACCAGCCAGACGGCAUUGUUUGAUAAACUGAGCCCGUCAUUUCAGAAGCUCUUCGAGAGCCUUCAUGGAGUUCAUAGCUCAGAGCACCAAUUCCUGGCAUCGGUCAACGCUGGCUAUCAGCCAUUCCGUGCACCGCAGAGACGCGAGCACCCCUUGGUCCGCACGCACCCAGUGACCAAUCUAAAGUCGCUCUUUUAUAAUCCGAUGUUCGUGGUCCACAUUGCUGAGCUCAAGGGUCAAGAAGCCAUCCAUACACUCAAUUUCCUACGCGAGCAUCUUCAUGCGGCCGACGACCUCACCGUCAGGUGGAAAUGGGAGCCAGGCAGUGUCGCGUUCUGGGACAACCGAGUCGUUGCUCACAGGGCUUUGCCUGGAGGUUAUGAUACGUCGCUCAGAGAAGGCAAGCGAACAGCCAUCUUCGGCGAAGCACCAUUCUUUGAUCCUUCAAGCGAAACCCUGAGCGAACGCCUCAAGAAAGGAAAGGAUGAACAGGUCGGGGAUGAAACAGUGAAGCUUCAUUUUAGUAACUAG